Messenger RNA from Gaeumannomyces tritici R3-111a-1, 2225 nucleotides. RefSeq lists its product as hypothetical. Gene Ontology annotation, biological process: nucleoside metabolic process. The record is from RefSeq and is a predicted model, not a curated record. The coding region runs from base 233 to 2050 and encodes 605 amino acids. Gene Ontology annotation, molecular function: protein binding; catalytic activity. The transcript is spliced from 2 exons. NCBI's taxonomy places the organism in Eukaryota, Fungi, Ascomycota, Sordariomycetes, Magnaporthales, Magnaporthaceae.
CAACGCCAGCGCCUAAAAAAGGGAAGGUUAGGGGGGGGGGAUCUGCAUAUAAAAAAACUCUCCUCCCCGUAUGUAAUCGAUCAGCCAGCUAGUUAGCUCUUUUUUUGCUUUGCCUUACUUUACUUGCAUAUUUGCCAUCUUUUUUUACGCAUUUUCCCAUUGCCUGCGUAUCCUUAUCCACCCCUUUUUUGCAUUUUUUUCUGCGUAUAUUUUUCUCUGUCAAUCGCAUACCAUGUCUGAUUCCAACGAUAUUUACACUCUCGGCUGGAUCUCGGCCAUCCCUUCCGAAUUCGUUGCUGCUAGAUUCUUUCUCGACACACAACCCUGCCGCCCUAAAAUCCUCGACCCGCACGACACCAAUUCUUACAGCCUUGGCAAGAUCGGACAUCACAAUGUCGUUAUGGCCUGCUUGCCUGACGGAGAAUACGGAAUUACGGCGGCGGCUGUCGUAGCCACAAAUAUGCUGCGCAGUUUCCCUAACAUCCGCUUCAGUUUGAUGGUUGGUAUUGGAGGCGGCGCGCCGAGCUCAAGGAACAAUAUGCGACUUGGCGAUAUCGUGGUCAGCAGUCCCGUCGAUGGCGAAGGUGGCGUAUUCCAGUACGACUUUGGGAAGUCGAUUCAAAAUCGUGCUUUUACCCAUACAAGGCACCUAAACCAGCCGCCAACAGCUCUGCGAACGGCAGUAAGCGUCCUGAGAACCCAACACAAAACCGAUGGCCAUCGGUACGAAGCCCAAAUCGCCGAGCUAUUAAAAGGGAAAAGGCGAUCUAUCCUUGCAGAAUUCUCUCGUCCACCUCCCACGAGCGACAGGCUGUAUAUGCCCACGUUUGUGCAUUUGGACGAUGAUAAAAGUUGCCAAGCUUUAUGCGGCGAUCGUCCGGAAUAUUUGGUCCCCCGGCCAGAACGAGAGGAGCCGGAGGAUGGGGAAGAUUUCGCCGUCGUCCACUACGGAUUAAUCGCCAGCGCUAACCAGCUGAUGAAGGACGCUACAAUUCGUGAUCAGCUGGCAUCGAUGAAGCGCGUCCUUUGCUUCGAAAUGGAAGCGGCCGGCCUGAUGAACAACUUCCCUUGCCUCGUUAUCCGGGGCAUUUGCGACUAUUCGGACUCUCACAAGAACAAGGAGUGGCAAGGCUUUGCCGCUAUGAUGGCGGCAGCGUAUGCGAAAGACCUUUUGUGCCAGAUCGUGCCCAGCCAGGUCGAGGAGGAAAAGCAAGCAGAUAAAUACGUGCAGACUGCAAACAGCGCACCCGAUUCCCUCAGAUCCAACGCCCGCAUCGCCACCACCACCACACCACCGACCCAGGCGGCCACCAUUACGGGUACCCCCAGCGUCGCCUGCACGCAGGGUCUCGAAUCCGCCCUCUACAACAUCGCCCCGGCCACCCCUGAGUACAACAACCUGUGGAGUGCCAAAGGCGCGCUUCCAAUUCGACCCCUGCCCGGGGAUCGCGUAACGCACAACUAUUACAACCAACCAGGGCCCGGCCCGAAUCUCCAAGGGAGUCAGGCGCGUCCGUCUAGCCACAAACAAACCGCAAAGAGCGUCUUCGAAGAGCAUCUCAACAUUUACGAGACAACGAAAAUGACGUACGGCUUCGACCAUCCGGAUACGCUGCGGGCCGCACACAAGGUGGCGAGCAUGCUCAAGAACCAGGAGAAGCUCGCGGCCGCGCUCGAGUGGUACGACAGGAUCUACAAGAGUUGGAAAAAGACGCUCGUUCCCGAUCACCCGCAGACUCUGCAGGCUGCGCGCGAUGUGGCCGACGUGUUGAAGGAGAUGGGCAAGGACGCGGCCGCGCUCGAUUGGUACGACAGGAUCUAUCAGGGCAGGAAAGCCACCCUGGGCCCAGACGAUCCGGAGACCUUGCAAGCUGCGCACGGAGUUUCUAGGAUGUUAGUGAAGCAGGGCAAACGAAAGCUGGCUAUUGAGUGGUACGAGGCCAUACUGAAGGCCGGAGAGAAGCUCGUUCCCGGACAUCCAGCGAUCGUGGAGGCCGAGGCGGCUUUGGCAGGCAUACGAGUAAAGAGCCGAUUUACACGAGGGCUGUGAAGUAAGAGCAGGUACAACAUGAGAAACUUUAGAACGCAUGAUUAGGCAUUCGGCAUUCUGUAGCAACGAAGAGGGAGUGCAGUAGGACCAUUGAUAGGUUGACCUGUCUCUAGAGAACGAAAGAAAGUAGUUUGGGGGUAGGAGGGCCUCCGGCCCUUUACAUAAAGCUUCUCAG